Aedes aegypti (yellow fever mosquito) is the source of this 2964-nucleotide messenger RNA. It is a transcript of the gene exu, whose product is annotated as maternal protein exuperantia-2. The transcript is spliced from 5 exons. The record is from RefSeq and is a predicted model, not a curated record. Lineage: Eukaryota; Metazoa; Arthropoda; Insecta; Diptera; Culicidae. Gene Ontology annotation, molecular function: protein homodimerization activity; RNA binding. The coding region runs from base 227 to 2026 and encodes 599 amino acids. Gene Ontology annotation, biological process: bicoid mRNA localization.
CUGUAGACCAGAUCGACCUUGCCAACCUUCACUUCAAGUUCAUCAAGCCAAGGACGAGCAUCGCCGCGUUGGAAGAAAAAUAAGGAAAGUUUCAGAAAAGUGUUCUGUGGAAUAUCCUCAAAAGUGAAAAUCUAAAACACAAACGGGUCGCUAAAAGCGUGCGUGAAAACAGUGAUUAAAACCUGUGUGAAAAUUGCGAAUUUCUUCGAAAGAGUAUUGAGUGAAAAUGGUGACCGGAGGAAUCGACGAGAGCAAAACGGAGGGCGAAUUCGACCAGCAGCAGCUGGACGAAAGUUGCUCGGAUGAAAGCGACACCGGACCGGCCGGGGCCCUCUCGUCCAAGUUCGACCGGACGGAUGUGUCCAUCAAUACAAAUCCGCUGCCCUACGGGAAGUACACCUUGAUUGGCAUCGACAUUGAUACGACGGGUCGUAGACUGAUCGAUGAAAUUGUCCAGAUCUCCGCCUACACGCCGGAACAUCAGUACUCGCAGUACAUCAUGCCGUUGAUGAACCUGAAUCCGGCCGCCCGUCAACGGCACCAGGUUCGCGUCAUUACCGUUGGAUUCUUCCGGAUGCUGAAAAGCAUGCAGACUUACCGGGUGGUGAAAACCAAGACCGAAAUCUCCGCCCUGAACGAAUUUAUCAACUGGCUGGAAGAGCGGUACCGGGAGGACGAAGGUUCCGAAGGCAUUGUCCUGAUCUACCAUGAGCAGCGCAAGUUUGUCCCAUACAUGCUGAUUGAGGCCGUGAAAAAGUACAACCUCCUGGAUCGCUUUAAAUCCAUUGUAAAGUCCUUUGCUAACGGUUUCAAGCUGGCCGAGGAGAAGUGCAGCAAAACCAUCAAGUACUUCUCGAUCCGACAGCUGGCCAAGCUGGUGCUGGACGAAAGCGAGGCGAAGGAUGGAUUUGAGGGAAAUGCCGCGUACCGGGCGCGUUUGGCGUACCAGCUGGCGCGUCGAUUGUCCAAAGAAGACGACGAAAAACCACCAACAAACGACUCUACUCAGGUGGCGGCCGAGUGCGAAGAGACGCAAUCGGACGACGAAGCCGAAACCGAGGAGGGCGCUGUUGGUGGAUCGAACACUGCCGAAGAUGAGGCCAAAUCGCAAGAGAGCGGCGCAGCAACAGUUAACGCGGAGAACAAUGGUGGUCCCCAGGGUCAGAACGACUCCGAUGACGAUCGGCAUCAAACCGAUGUGGACGCUGUCACCGGCCAAGUGACGACAAUUCCGGAACCGCAACCACGAUCCCGUCCAACGACCGAGGCCGAGCGCGAGAAGAUGUGCUCGGUGCUGUGCGACCUGGCCUCACCGAUCACCAGCGAAAUUUCCGAGCUUGACGAGCAGGAGAAGAUUCUGAUUCGCCAGAAUUCUCUCCGGCCGGUGUUUUUGCAGUACUUCAAGACGACUAUUUAUCAUAGAGUUAAGGCUGUAACGUACAGACGAGUGCUGGCCGAAUACGGACACGAUUUCGCCUCGCUCCAGCAGGUUUGGAACGACAGCAAGCGAGAGGGUCUGGAGGCGGUGGUUAACAAGAUCACCGAAUUGAAGGAGGAAGAGCGCACCGAGCUGGUCGAGUUGCUCGAUUGCCACUACGAUCCGGAGAAGCAACAGCUGAAGCCGGUGGUGAAGCGGGUGCGCGGUCGCUCUUCGAGAGGGCGCCUCUUCUUUGGCAACAAGAGCAACAAUGUUUCCGGUAAUGGCAACGGCAAUGGCGGAAACUACAACGCCGCCAACAAUGGCAAUGUUGGCAACGGAAAUGCCAAAGAUCAGCGCAAAGCAGUGCAUGGUGGUCGCAACAAUUACCACAAUAACAGUAAUGCCGAUAUGAACAACAACCAGGGAGGUGGAAAGAACAAUUACAAUAACAACAGUGGCAACAAUCAACCUCCAUCGCCAAAUGGCGGUGCCAACGGUAAGAAGUUCCGUCCCCGUCAAAUGAGGCGCCGUCGGAACCAGGCAGGUGGAAGACAGAACGCGAUGAAUCAACAACAGCAACCGCAGAUGAUCCACGCCAACGCUUGAGCGGCAGAAUUCACACGGCGCGCUCUCUCUUUAUGUUCCUCUCCGCUGGUCGAAGUGGAUUUGAAUGGUAUUUGAAGAACAGAUUUGAAUUGGAUUCCUUACGUUUAGUUAUGUAAGUGCUGCAGAUAAUUAUUGCGUCUUAAGUCGAUACUAGGAGGGCGUUCCGUAUUCAGAUGGCCAGCCAGAGGCCCGAUUUGCGGGAAGCUUCGUUUAAGAAGGUUUCCCAUCCUUAUAGAGUUUAGGUAGUUUGAACGAGAGUAAGCUGCGUGUUACGGAGGGGUGUUAUUAGUUAAUAACUGAUCGGUGUUUUUAAAAAAAAGUAUCUUAUGCUUCUUCAUAGAUUUUUAAACAUUACAUUAUUGUAAUCCAACCAUUAUUUUUAUAUUUACAAUUUGUUUGAGCUGUUUUAGAGUCAAAAUGCACUCAAAAUUGCUUUUGGAUUUUUUUUGGAAAACGGAAAAGCGAUCGCCAUGAUUUUCGGCGACUCGCGGGGAAGAAAGCGCGCGCUUCCAUGUGGUGUUGUCCGGAAACACGUCGCGGAUCGUCUUUUUUGCAUCACCCAUAAUGGCUAAAAGUUUAACGCAAGCAAAACUGAAUAUACCGGAAGAUUGUAACCUCGAUUGAAAUGUAACGGAAAACAGGCGCGACGCGAGAUGAUGUGCGGAAGCAAUGAAAUUCGAUAGUUUUCGAGUGGUAGGAGAUUUGAGAUAAAGAUUACGCUAAAAUGAUUUCUUGUUAGAAUUUCGCACUCACUGGUCAGGAUCGCGCUAUUUUCGAGCAAAACACCAAUAUUUACUAUGUUAGGAAUGGAUAAAAGAUCUUGAAUAAUGUUUGAAAUGAUUUGAAUUUGUCGGUUUAAGAAAUGCAAGUCUCUCGACCGUCUGCGAUGUGUCGGGGCUCUUGUUUAAUGCAAAAUAAAAAAAGCGAAAGCAAGCAAA